GCCAGUCAAGCAGUAAUCAUCACUUCCUCGUUGUGUAAAUGGUUAACUCAAAAAUCUAGGCACUCCGAGCUCAGAUUACUUCUAUACUCACAGAGGUGACUGUGUCCUUAACAAGCCGCCUGCGCUCCUUGUUUUGCUUCCUUCAGCUUCAAGCGUCUUAUUCUUUUUCUGUCCCGGUUAGUCUGACGGCAUUUUUUAAAUACCUGCCUGACAACCUUCAAAACGUGAAAUUAUCGAGUCAUGUUUGUGGAAAAAAAAAAAAUGAAAGCAAAACUGGAUCUUACCUGAGCUGCUGUCCAAAGGGCUCGGAGAGAACCGGAGCAAAUUUCAGUGGGAAGUCCGUAACUAUCUGCAGAAAAGCCUCUCUGCAGCUUUUAAUUUAUGCUUUGACAUUCUCCUCAGGGUGAACUCUUGUUAUCAGAACUGCACAGACUGGAUCCUGUGUUAUCUGUAAACAGAACGCGCCUCUGCUAAGGGCCAACAGCACCACAGAUCAUCCACAGUUUGUUGCCCUCAAAGGAGUGGACUCACUUUUCAAUUUUCCGGGUGAUUUUAUUUGAAAUUUCCCUCCCGACGAUUGCGUCUUGUAUGGCCUGAGAGCCCACCAACAAUGGAUAAGUCCAGCGAAAACCCACAGGAGGACAGCGUGUCCCUCCAGAGCGACGGAAAGACGCAAGCCAACGGAGUGGUGAAAGAGACUCUGGGCGUGCUCCAGACGUUCAGGCUGAGCAUCAGGCGACCCGCCGAGAAGAGCCCCCGCUCACCCAAGAGGAAGGACUCAAAGGUCACAUCCAGAGCAGAGUCAGAGUCGCCCUCCUCUCUACCGCCGGCCUCACCAAGUCUCAGUGCGGGCUCUCCAGCUGCGUCACCCUUGAAGACCAGUGGGAGCUUCUUUCAAAAAACGGAUGAAGAUCUGACAGACAUGACUCAACACAAACGCAAACCUCUAGCUCGCUCAAAGACAGAUCCCAACAUGUCCAAGCUGACCGACUCCAUUCUGAAGAAAGGAUCCUCAAUUCGCAGAAGUCUGAGAUUUCCCUCCAAGAAGGACAACGACAAAGCGGCCAAGCAGGAGCAGCCGGCCGCUGAGGCCCUGCCGGAAAUGAGAGAGGAGAAAGAAAAGGAGAUGGAGGAGAUGGAGGAGCUGUACACGCUGCCUGAAAUUCCACACACACCACUGUCAGUUAUGCAGAUCAACAAGCUGAUAGAGAUGGAGGUUCUUGAGGAAGCUCAUGUGAACCUGCUGGCCAUGCGACUGGAGUUUCAGAAGGAGCAAGAGCAAACUGGUGACGACUCCCCCAUGGAGAUGGCGAAGAAGGAGAAAGACCUGGCCCUCCUCUAUACGGACCUCAGGAAAAAGAUUUGCACCAUAGUCUGUGAUUCCAACUCCUUUCCUGCCAGGAACAAGGCACUACUGGUCCACGUGGCUCGCAUCAUCCAGGAGGAGGAGAAGAGGGCCGAGGAGCCAGGCGGCUUAUCAGACAGCUGGAUGGAGGCCUGGAAGGAGGCGGUGUCCCAGGGCGUGCAGGUGAAGGUCAACGGCGUUCACCUGGAGAAGAAGGAACAGAAUCUAUCCUGGUUGGCGGUCCAUCUCGGGCUCCUGGGAAAAACUAUUGUAGAGGAUUUGGAGAAUGUGAAGCGGGAGCUGCGAUGGUCCUACCCACCCAGCUUCAAAGUCUUCAGCACAUAUGUGAAGAGCUACCACAGUAUCGUCGGGCAGCACUUGAGGAAGCUGGAGCCGCAGGUGACCGAGGUAAAGGAUCUGUAUGCUCUGCUGGACUGGAUCCUCAACAAAUACAAGAGUGAGAAGAUCAUGGGAAGUUUCUCCUUGCAGCCGGACAUGGCGGAGGAAAGUGCUGAAAUGCAACUACAGGAAGGAUUCCUGAAGAAGCUUUUGGAGAAGUACUGCUGCAAAGUAAAGGAGGACUUGAGCUCUGUGCUGGACAAAGUGAUCAAACUCGAAUAUGAUACUGUGUGGAGAGACAAGGAGGAGCCCAGAAAGGAAGACGACCUGUUUCUCUCUCUGUUUCCUAUGGACAUUUGGACUGCAGUUCAAGGGAGAGUGGACAACUCUGGAAAACUGGACCCUGAUCUGGUGAAGAAAGUCACCGUUUCCUGCCUGGAGGAGUUGAAAAGUUUCCCCAGGAAAUUUGAAACCCAGUUCCGGUGCCACUGCGACUCCCUCCAGCCACAGCCGCUGUGGACCGACUAUCACAUAGCCUACAUCAACAGCUUUCAGGCUUUACAGGAACACAUGGCAGGGUACCAGGUCAGCUGUCCGCACGAAGUGGAAGCCUUCAAACGAGAGGUCAAAGGGCUCAUCGUCAGGCUGAUGGAGGUUUUGGAGGAGAAGUUUAAAGAGGAUGUCAAGCCCUUCCUCAGGAGGAUGAUGACGAGGAAGUGGCUCACCAACGACGACGACUUCAAACAACUUGACGGCCGGAUACAGCGGCUCUCCUGUCACUGCGACGCCAUGAGGCCUCCGCACGUACAGGAGUUUGCGAGCCGACUGCAUUACCAUGUGGUGAAGGAAUACAUCGGGCAGCUGAUGAAGAAUAACUACUCGUGCAAGAACCGGAAGCACGAGAAGGCGGCAGCCAAGAUCAACGAACAGUGGAACAAGCUCAGCGAUCUGUUUGAUGACAUGAAGUCUAACCAUGAGUGGCUCCACCACGUAGGACACGACCUGAGCACCAUCAUCGGACAAAGCAACAAGGCCGACAUCAAGAGCCACCUGCAGCCUCUGGUGGAGCAUUACCCAGACUUCGGCAAGAAACAUCUGGUUGCGGUUCUUUACUUCAGGGGCCUCUACAGGGGCCGCGAGCACCACCUCAUCCUGCAGAAACUCACCGCGCUCAGAAAGGAAGUGGGCAGCGGCAACGCUGACAGAGGCCGAGUUUUAUUUGGGGACAUGCAGGUGACAGCCAACACCGACUGCCUGUCCAACCUGCCUGUCUUCUGUCUCAGCUUCCUGCGAACACACAGCUAAGAAGGAACUUCGCAGGAAAGCGGUCGCAGGAAACGCCAUGUUGCAAUUUUUCUCGGGUUGUGCGAUUCUGGAUCGGUCCGGUUUGGUCCGCGAGUUACGGUACAUACACAACAGAACUUUUAUGUUCCUCCCUCUGCAUUACAGAGUUCAGACGUUUAACAAUGAGCAUGUCAACAGUCGCAUUCAGCAAAGCAACACUGCCGAGAAAUCCACUAAAGCACACAAGAUUGAUGCUUUUAGCUAAACCUAUAGACUAUAGACUAUAGAUGGGUUUGUACCAUCAUAUUUGAUUUUUAAAAAUAAUGUUUCCUGCUCUGGAAAGCAUCACAGUGAGUUAGAGUCACAUAUCGGUUAAGUUCAUGAAGAGUAGGAUUAAUUUACAAAGCAAAAAGCCCACAAAAAUAUGCAAUAAAUCAAUUCAGCUAAAAUAAAAAUGAGCAAAAAGGUUAAACAUAAAGACAAGAACAAGAAAAUUGUCAAAAACUUUGUCUAAAAGUGUAAAAUUGUAAAAUUUAAUCAUGUCAAAUCUAAUUUUUGAGCUUUGCAUCGUGUUAUGAGAUCAUUCUCUCAUCAAAACAAACCUGGAGAGUCGCCCUGAUUCUUUCCUGCAUGUUUGAGAAAUGAUUUAAUCUCCAUGGCAACCAUUCAUUCAUGCAAAAUGACUGGGUGGGCAUAGCUCCGCCUUCAAGACCAAGCUCCUCCUCGACUCAGUUCCUUCAGACUAGCCAGCAGCAAUUAGCAAACCCUGCUCAUCUGCUGAGCUCAUUAUAGGAGCCACAUCUCAGAGCAAAGCUAUAGAAACAUUGACAAAGAUAGAGGAACCAUGUUGUGAUGACUUUCUGAGUUUCAGAAAGAGCAGGAGCUUUUAAAGAGACAGAAGCCCAAUUUCAGGGUGUUAAAUUAGAAAGUCAUAUUAGACAAAAAUGUACAGCUUUUUUAUAACAACUGAAGCUAACAUAGUUACUUGAUCGUGCUAUAAAAUGUGCCUGGAAAAUACAGAAUAUUGCCUCUUUGAUAUCAAUGAAAAGUUUUUUCAUAGAGAUAUCCAGGAGAUUUCAUCCAGAUUGUUGGAUUUUUGUGACUGAUGACCACAUACCAUUUACAUAUAAUUAUGUAAUGGUAAUUAUGCUGUGGGAGAAAUAAAAUUAACCUUCUCCUGACUGAUACCUUCAUCCAAUAAGAUUGUUUUGAUCUUUUCCACCUCUGUGAAAACUAUGGCCUUACCUAAACAACAAAUUCUGCCAGAAUUUUAGAGGAUUUAGAACUUUAAGGAAUGUCAGGUACGACUGUAAUUACUCCAUGAAUAAAGUAAAAGUCAGAAAGUAUUUCUAGAAAAUAUAAGCUCAACAGUUUUUGUCAAACUUAUGUCAAUGCAAACUUUUUAUAUUUGUUUGUAAAUCAGUUGAUAAGACAUAAUGUGUCUCGCAUUAAAGUUGGAAAGCAUUUUGAAAUAGAUUUAUUGUGAUCUAAGAUUAUUACAUUUGCAGAAUUGUAACCGGGGUGUUUAUUCUUUUGGGAGCCACUGUAGAUGCGUUGAGUGUCGUAACGAUGGUUCAGGUAAAUCUGCAGAUGAAUAGUUUCUCUCCUCACAUUUUUUUGUUGUUAAAAAUAAUAUAGAGAACUGGAAAACCCACUGAAGGAAUGCGUUCAGAAGCAAAGAUCAUCUUCUUUUAAAUAAAGCAUUUUUAUCAAUUCUGGGUUUUGUUUUGUUUGGGUCUUUUUUCCCAAACUAGUUAACUCAAAUUCUUCAGGUUUGGUGUCAUCCCCUCGCCUGUCAGAAUGUGUGAGUAGAACAUGAUGCUGAACUGCGGAGGAUGCUUUCUCAUUGCCAUGACAACAAUAAGCACUUUACUCCAGAGCCAUAUUCACCAGAUCUCACUGACUCAGACAAUCGUGUUCAAUAAUUUAGGAUCUGGACUUUGAUGGGGCUCGUUUGUCAGAUUAAAAAACACUUUUCUUUGUCACAUCACUGUAUCUGACAUGCAUUUCUUGUUGGUGGUCUGCUGGAAUAUUGUGGUAUGAAAUGUUGUGUUUUCAUGAAUUGUAAGCAGAAAAACCAUGAACAGAUAUAAAUGCUUGAAA
Molecule: messenger RNA, 5071 nt
Organism: Poeciliopsis prolifica (blackstripe livebearer)
Lineage: Eukaryota; Metazoa; Chordata; Actinopteri; Cyprinodontiformes; Poeciliidae
Gene: exoc3l4
Product: exocyst complex component 3-like 4
Exons: 14
Coding region: 611-2989 (792 amino acids)
Biological process (GO): exocytosis; exocyst localization
Cellular component (GO): exocyst
Molecular function (GO): SNARE binding
Source: RefSeq, a predicted model, not a curated record